UUCUAACCCCCGCAUACCCAUUUUAGCGGCAUUUCCUGCAUCAAUCUCUCCAAGAUGGCCGAACCCCGCGUUGAGGAAGUCCCCGAGGAGGAGACCAAGAAGCCCACCGUCGAGGAGCUCGAUGAGUCCUCCAGCGACGAGUCCGAGGCCGAGGCUGGUGGUGAUACUAGCAUUCCCGCUGGCUCGACUGCCGUGAUCCACUCCCGCAACGAGAAGAAGGCCCGCAAGGCCAUCGAGAAGCUGCACCUCACCCGGGUGCCGGGCAUCACCCGCGUCACUCUGCGCCGCCCCAAGAACAUCCUCUUCGUGAUCAACAACCCCGAGGUGUACAAGUCCCCCAACAGCAACACCUACAUCGUCUUUGGCGAGGCCAAGAUCGAGGACCUCAACGCCAGCGCCCAGGCCGCUGCCGCCCAGCAGCUCGCCAGCCAGACCGCCGAGCACGACCACGCCGGCCACGCUCACGACCACAAGCAGGAGGCUGCCAAGGAGGAGGAAGAGGAUGAUGGCGAGGAGGUGGAUGCGGAAGGCAUCGAGGACAAGGACAUCGAGCUCGUCAUGACUCAAGCCAAUGUGUCCCGGAAGAAGGCCAUCAAGGCGCUGAAAGAGAACGACAAUGACAUAGUCAACUCAAUCAUGGCAUUGAGUGUCUAGUCUGGAGCGGGAAGCCAGCGUUGUUCGUGGAUUUUCGGGUACAUUCUUGGAAGCAAGAGGCUCUGCCAGUUAUCGACAUCGGUAUCUGAUGCUGGUCAGUUGACGACGACCAUAUUUGAGUCGUUGAAUGGAAACCGUUGCGCAAU
Molecule: messenger RNA, 800 nt
Organism: Thermothelomyces thermophilus ATCC 42464
Lineage: Eukaryota; Fungi; Ascomycota; Sordariomycetes; Sordariales; Chaetomiaceae
Exons: 4
Coding region: 55-654 (199 amino acids)
Biological process (GO): protein targeting to membrane
Cellular component (GO): nascent polypeptide-associated complex; cytoplasm
Source: RefSeq, a predicted model, not a curated record